UUUUUUUUUUUUUUACUUUCCCCCAAUCCCAAUGUCUGUCAAGCUCGAACAAGUCGCCGCGACGCUCGGCCGUCUUCGUGACGUUUUCCACUCUGGGCACACGCUGUCCUACGAGUACCGCCUCACGCAACUCAAGGCCAUCGAGCGCAUGUUUGUCGAAAACCAAGAGGCCAUCGUCGGCGCCGUGCAGAAGGACUUGGGCAAGAAGCACCCGUUCGAGGCGCACUGCACAGAGUACGCACUCGUUCUAGCCGACGUCCGCCACACAAUGAACAAGCUCAAGAAGUGGAUGAAGCCGCAGUCCGUGUACUCGCCCGUCGCCAUUCAGCCGGUGAGCUCGUACGUGUCCAAGGAGCCGCUCGGCGUCUGCCUCAUCAUGAGUCCCUGGAACUACCCCGUCAACCUCGCCAUCGUCCCGCUGAUUGGCGCCAUUGCCGCCGGUAACACGGCGCUGCUCAAGCUCUCCCGCCACUCUGCCAACGUCGCCACGACGCUGGGCGAGCUGUGCAUCAAGUACCUCGACUCGCAGGCCGUCGCGAUCGAGUACGAGGGCGGCGCCAGCAUGAUCACCGAGCUUAUCAAGCACAAGUGGGACCACGUCUUCUUCACUGGCUCCGUAUCGGUUGGCCGCAUCGUCUACGAAGCGGCUGCCAAGCACCUGACGCCCGUGGUGCUCGAGCUGGGCGGCAAGAACCCCGUCUUUAUCGAUCGCAAAGUGCACAUCCCCACCGUUGCGCGUCGUCUUGCCUGGGGCAAGUUCUUCAACGCCGGUCAGACGUGCGUCGGUGUCGACCACGUGUACGUGCACAAGGACAUUGAGCAGGAGCUCAUCGCCGAGCUCAAGAAGGCCGUGACCCAAUUCUACGGCGAAAACCCGCAGACGAGCUCGUCGUUCGCGCGCAUCAUUAGCAACCACCACGUCAAGCGCCUCGCAAAGACCUUUGCUGAUGGCGAGGUUGUCAUUGGCGGCCAGGUCGACGAGAAGGAUGCCUACAUUGCGCCGACUGUCAUCCGCAACGUGCGCGCCGACUCUGAGCUGCUUUCGGACGAGAUCUUUGGCCCCAUCAUGCCCAUUAUUGCGGUCGACGACCUGAUUGCCACGGCCAGCGAGCAGCGCCACAAGCCCAGCCCCCUGGCGACCUAUGUCUUCUCGGACGACGACGAGGUUGUUGCCUCCAUCCAGGCCAAGACUCGCUCGGGCGCCUUCCUCGUCAACGAGUGCCUGAUCCACUUUACCAACUCCAACCUGCCCUUCGGCGGCGUCGGCGAGUCUGGCAUCGGCAAGUACCACGGUGCCAUCACCUUUGACAUUUUCUCGAACGCUCGCGCUGUCGUCGCCCGCUCGACCAACAAGAUUCUCGACGUGCCGCUCCGCUACCCUCCGUACGAGUCUGAAAAGUUCAUGGACAAGAUCAAGUUCCCCAUUGCCUCUGCCUUCAUGUCGGGUGACUGGUAAAAAACAAAUCAAAAACAGGCACAUCACAUUGGUGAUGAUUGCGUUUCUUUUGUAUUCCUCCCCCCCCCGUCUCUCGAUUUGUGAUUUGAAAAUUCUCCUUGUUUUUUUGUUAUUGCAUCCAUCGAUCGUGUGCUGAUGAGCUCAUCUCCGGCUCUUGUAGCAGCGAUCUCGAUUGUGUUUAUGAAUUGAUUGCUUCAAUAUGACGACUGUAUACUUUUGAAUACGUGGUUUGACCCAA
Messenger RNA from Capsaspora owczarzaki ATCC 30864, 1694 nucleotides. Its product is annotated as aldehyde dehydrogenase. The record is from RefSeq and is a predicted model, not a curated record. NCBI's taxonomy places the organism in Eukaryota, Filasterea, Ministeriida, Capsasporidae. Gene Ontology annotation, cellular component: cytoplasm. Gene Ontology annotation, molecular function: aldehyde dehydrogenase (NAD+) activity. The coding region runs from base 32 to 1456 and encodes 474 amino acids. Gene Ontology annotation, biological process: aldehyde metabolic process. The transcript has 2 exons.